Myotis myotis is the source of this 2278-nucleotide messenger RNA. RefSeq names its product potassium inwardly rectifying channel subfamily J member 1 (gene KCNJ1). Gene Ontology annotation, molecular function: ATP-activated inward rectifier potassium channel activity. The record is from RefSeq and is a predicted model, not a curated record. NCBI's taxonomy places the organism in Eukaryota, Metazoa, Chordata, Mammalia, Chiroptera, Vespertilionidae. The transcript has 4 exons. The coding region runs from base 394 to 1575 and encodes 393 amino acids. Gene Ontology annotation, biological process: regulation of monoatomic ion transmembrane transport; potassium ion import across plasma membrane. Gene Ontology annotation, cellular component: plasma membrane.
UUUGAGAGCCGCUGCAUAUAGAUGAGUAGGCAGCCAGUCUGAGCUGACCCACAGACUCAUAAAAACCAACGGGGCCUCGGGCACCCUCGCCCGGGACACCCAAUUUCUUGGAUCAAAGGUGCAAGGACCUGCUCGCAUCAAGGAUCCAGCUGCUUUCUUGGGGACCAAGACAUUGAGCUUUUGUCUCAAUAUUCACUCAAGCAGCCCAUGAGAUUUUCUGCUGAGGAAUCAGAGGGAAACAAGAGGGCUGCUUACCUGGAGUGUCUAUUCUUCAGAAGAAAGCUAGGCAAGAAGUGAACACAGUAAACAGGACACCUGUGAGCUCCACCUUUGCUCUGCCAACCCCACUGCUGGCCUUCGGUGGUGACGUUCUCUCGGUCAGCGCUGCCAGCAAUGCAGACCCCACGCCCCCAGUGCUCAGGGGCCAGCAUUCUGAUCAAGAUGUUGACAGAAAGAAUGUUCAAACAUCUUCGGAAAUGGUUUGUCACUCGCUUCUUGGGGCAUCCUCGGCGAAGAACAAGGCUGGUUUCCAAAGAUGGAAGGUGCAACAUAGAGUUUGGCAAUGUGGAGGCGCAGACGAGGUUUAUAUUCUUUGUGGACAUUUGGACGACGGUGCUUGACCUCAAAUGGAGGUACAAGAUGACCAUCUUCAUCACAGCCUUCCUGGGGAGCUGGUUCCUCUUUGGCCUCCUGUGGUACGCGGUAGCCUACAUUCACAAAGAUCUCCCUGAGUUCCAUCCACCGGACAACCACACCCCUUGCGUGGACAACAUUAAUGGUCUGACCUCAGCUUUUCUGUUUUCUCUGGAAACACAGGUGACUAUUGGCUAUGGAUUCAGGUGUGUGACCGAACAGUGCGGCACCGCCAUCUUCCUGCUCAUCUUCCAGUCUAUCCUUGGCGUCAUCAUCAAUUCCUUCAUGUGUGGCGCCAUCUUAGCCAAGAUCUCCAGGCCCAAAAAGCGGGCGAAGACCAUUACCUUCAGCAAGAAUGCCGUGAUCAGUAAGCGGGGCGGGAAGCUGUGCCUCCUCAUCCGCGUGGCCAACCUCCGGAAGAGCCUCCUCAUUGGCAGUCACAUCUACGGGAAGCUUCUCAAGACCACAGUCACUCCUGAAGGAGAGACCAUUAUUUUAGACCAGACCAAUAUCAACUUCAUAGUUGAUGCCGGGAAUGAAAAUUUAUUCUUCAUCUCCCCACUGACCAUUUACCACAUCAUUGAUCACAACAGCCCCUUCUUCGACAUGGCGGCAGAGACGCUUCUCCAGCAGGACUUCGAGUUAGUGGUGUUUUUAGAUGGCACCGUGGAGUCGACCAGCGCGACCUGCCAAGUGCGGACAUCCUAUGUCCCAGAAGAGGUGCUCUGGGGCUACCGUUUUGCUCCCAUCGUGUCCAAGACCAAGGAAGGGAAAUACCGCGUGGAUUUCCACAACUUUAGCAAGACCGUGGAAGUGGAUACCCCUCACUGUGCCAUGUGCCUUUAUAAUGAGAGAGAUGCGAGAGCCAAGAUGAAGAGAGGCUAUGACAACCCCAACUUCACUUUGUCAGAAGUCAACGAGACAGAUGACACUAAAAUGUAGCAGUGGCUUUUCAACACAAGUAAAGCCAAGUUUCGAACACUCAUAGUGACUAGCGGCAUGAUGAGGCAAUCAACCAUUUGGGAGUGUGAAACAGACAAAAGCCUUCCAAGUCCACCAGCACAAUGCCCCUGAACUCUAUAACCGUGAUUCUACAAGACUCUACAAGGCUAGUGCAGUAGAACAUGCAUUGUAUUUGUAGGAAGCUGGAAUAUAGAAGUUAUGGGAGCUCACUUGAAUAUGAUUAUUUAAAAUCAUGCAUUGUUAAUAGAAACAGACAAAAAUUAUCAAAAGUCUCAUGAGAUCAAAUGUGGUCUUUUUUAAAGUUUCCUUGAAGAAGUUAUGAGCUUUAUAUAGGAUCAGGGGCAAAACAUAUUCUUGUCUUCAUUCUACUGAUAAGCAAUAAGUCACUUUAUUUAUUUAAAAAAAAAUUUUAUUGAAUUUUGGGGGUAACAUUAGUUCAUAAAAUUAUAUAGGUUUCAGGUGUACAAUUCUAUACUAAAUCACCUGUAUAUUGUAUUGUGUGUUCACCACCCCCAAGUCAGGUCUCCUUCCAUCACCAUUUUUCUCCCCUUUACCCUCCUCUACCUCCCUCUAUACCCAUUACCCUCUGGUAAUCAUCAUACUGUUGUUAUCUGUGUCUAUGAGUUUUUUGUGUUUUUGUUUUUGUGUGUGUGUGCUUAAUUCCUUCAUUUUUUCACCCCAA